Penicillium maclennaniae is the source of this 1095-nucleotide messenger RNA. RefSeq names its product glycoside hydrolase family 16 protein. The record is from RefSeq and is a predicted model, not a curated record. Gene Ontology annotation, biological process: carbohydrate metabolic process; fungal-type cell wall organization. Lineage: Eukaryota; Fungi; Ascomycota; Eurotiomycetes; Eurotiales; Aspergillaceae. Bases 1 to 1095 code for a protein of 364 amino acids. Gene Ontology annotation, molecular function: hydrolase activity, hydrolyzing O-glycosyl compounds; glycosyltransferase activity. Gene Ontology annotation, cellular component: fungal-type cell wall. The transcript is spliced from 2 exons.
AUGCAGACCUUCUUUAACCUCGCCGUGCUGGCGACUCUGGCCAGCAAUGCCUUCGCUCAAACAUCCACCCUCUGUGACCCGACCAAGACGUCUUGUCCGGCCGACCCAGCGCUGGGUACGACGCAUGAAUGGUAUUUCAACACCACCCUCGACACUACCAUUUGGAACAUGACGACCGGCGGUUAUACUACCACCGAUGAGGGAGCCGAAUUCACCAUCAGCAAGGAAGGAGAAUCGACCUUGCUCCAGUCAAACUUUUAUAUCUUCUUCGGUGUGGUCGAAUCCUGGGUCAAGAUGGCCGUGGGCGGUGGUGUGAUCAGCAGUGUGGUGCUGGAGUCGGAUGAUCUGGACGAAAUCGAUUGGGAAUGGGUCGGAUAUAACACCAGCCAGGUGCAAAGCAACUUCUUCGGCAAGGGCAACAACACUACUUUCGACCGUGGCGGUUUCCACGCCGUCGCGAACGCUGAUACCGAGUUCCACAACUAUACGACCUACUGGAACUCGGACAGGCUCGAGUGGUGGAUUGAUGGCGAGCUGGUUCGUACUGUUCCUUACUCGACGAAUAGCACCCUGCAGGGCAAGAACUAUCCGCAGACACCCUGUCAGGUCAAAUUUAGUGUCUGGCCCGCUGGUCUGAAGGGUGCGGCCCCGGGAACUAUUGAGUGGGCCGGUGGCUUGGUUGAUUAUAGCAAAGGACCUUUUACUAUGACGGUGCAGAAGAUCCGUGUCCAGGACUUCCACACCGGCAAGGAGUACAGCUACGGCGACCACUCCGGAGACUGGGAGAGCAUCAAAGUUGCGGAAGGAAUCUCGACUAUUCUCGACCACAUCAACAACCCUCCCAAAUCUCUCGCUGAGAAGUGGGACGACCUAGGGACAGGCGCCCACGUCGGCGUCUACGUUGGAGCCGCCGCCGCCGCCGGCCUCGUUAUCGUCGCACUGGGACUAUACUGUAUGCGCAAGCGUCGACAGGGCCGCCUCGAGCAUGCUCUCGGCAACGACCAGUACAACAACGAGCGUAACGAGAUGCAAAACUACCAGAACGACUGGAAGGCAAGCGAGUGGCGAACCAGCGGCUAUCAUCAGGUCAAGUAA